CCGGCUUUCCAGUCAGUCGUCGCCAGAGUGAAUAAGGAGAGGUCCAGAGUCCAGACACAAAAAGGAAAAUGGGAAAACAUGCCGAUUCAGGCUCACAAAAACCGCACGCAGUUUGCAUUCCAUACCCGGCACAAGGCCACAUCAACCCCAUGAUGAAAGUGGCGAAGCUUCUCCACGCAAGAGGCUUCCACGUCACCUUCGUCAACACAGAGUUCAACCACCGUCGCUUCCUCCGGUCGCGUGGCCCUCACGCGCUAGACGGGCUUCGCUCGUUCCGGUUCGAGACGAUCCCUGACGGUCUACCGGAGUCAGACCUGGACGCGACGCAGGAUAUCCCAGCACUCUGCCAGUCCACCAUGAAGAACUGCCUCUCUCCGUUCAGGGAGCUCCUCCAGCGCUUAAACGCUACGGGCGGUGAUAUUCCGUCGGUGAGCUGCGUCGUGUACGACGGAGCUAUGAGCUUUGCGGUGGACGCGGCGGCGGAGUUCGGAAUUCCGGCGGUUAUGCUCUGGACGUUCUCUGCUUCAGUUUCCAUGUUGUAUUUUUACUACCGUCAGCUUAUCCAAAAGGGUUUGAUCCCUCUCAAAGAUGAGAGUUACAUGACAAAUGGGUACUUAGACACAGAGAUAGAGUGGAUACCUUCGAUAAGGAACAUAAGAGUGAAGGAUCUGCCAGGCCUCUUCUCCACAACGAAGCUUGAGCAUGACCCUAUCCUUCAGUUCGUCCUCCACGCCAUGGACAGAGUCAAGCUCGCCUCUGCUAUCGUCAUCAACACCUUCCACGACCUCGAGCAUGACGUCAUCCUGUCCUUGCAAUCCCUCCUUCCCCCGGUUUAUCCGGUCGGACCGCUCCAUCUCCUCGUUAACCGUACCAUCGACAACGACAGCGAGAUCCGACGGUUGGGAUCCAAUCUGUGGAAAGAAGACACGGAAUGUCUGAAGUGGCUCGACACAAAGGCGCCGAGAAGUGUGAUCUACGUCAACUUCGGGAGCAUAACGGUGAUGUCGGAGAAACAGCUCGUGGAGUUCGCGUGGGGUUUGGCCGGAAGCGGAAAGGAGUUCUUGUGGGUGAUUCGGCCUGAUCUUCUCGGCGGAGAAACGGCGGUGGUUCCGCCGGAGUUCGUGGCAGAGACGGCGGAGAGGGGGUUGCUGGCGAGUUGGUGCCCUCAGGAGAAGGUUCUGUCCCAUCCGGCCAUCGGAGGGUUCUUGACUCACUGCGGGUGGAACUCGACGCUGGAAAGUAUCUCCGGCGGAGUUCCGGUGAUAUGUUGGCCGUUCUUUGCCGACCAGUCGACGAACCGAAGGUUUUGUUGCGACGAGUGGGGGAUGGGAAUGGAGAUCGGAAGUGACGCGAAGAGGGAGGAGGUGGAGGCAGUGGUUAGGGAGUUGAUGGACGGAGAGAAGGGGAAUAAGAUGAGGGAGACGAUGGAGAAGUUGCGGCGCUUGGCGGAGGCGGCAACUACUCCGCCGUCUGGUUCGUCGUUCGUCAACUUCGAGACGGUGGUCGAUAAAGUCCUUCGCCGUCGCGUCUAGUUACUUGGCUUGGUCCAAUGUGAAAUGUUUUGUACCGCUGAAAAUUAUUUUAAGGGGAUAAUGUGUAUUUUAUCAGUAUUCGAAUACUGGCCUUCAUGACUAUCCCGCUGAACUUGUAUUUAUACUCUACCAUAAGAAAACAUACAUAAUAAAAAAAAAUGCAGCCUCGUCAA
Messenger RNA from Tarenaya hassleriana, 1705 nucleotides. RefSeq names its product UDP-glycosyltransferase 85A1-like. The record is from RefSeq and is a predicted model, not a curated record. Lineage: Eukaryota; Viridiplantae; Streptophyta; Magnoliopsida; Brassicales; Cleomaceae. The transcript has 3 exons. The coding region runs from base 69 to 1532 and encodes 487 amino acids. Gene Ontology annotation, molecular function: UDP-glycosyltransferase activity.